Molecule: messenger RNA, 4989 nt
Organism: Linum tenue
Lineage: Eukaryota; Viridiplantae; Streptophyta; Magnoliopsida; Malpighiales; Linaceae
Source: the annotation of a GenBank genome assembly
CCCCUGCCAAAGGGAAGAGAGAGGAGAAAGGAAUUCACCGAGAAUUACGCCUACUGCUUUCUGAUUUCUUGCUCUCUCCCUCUUCCCUCUCGCCGGCCGGAGCUCAUUCACGCUCAGAAAAGCUUUUUUCCCCGGCCUGGGACGGAAGGGAAAGGAGACAACCGAAACGGUUCGACGAGCUGACAAAUCUCUCAGAGAAGAGGGAAGGAAGAACGGAAAUCGCGUAUCGCCGGAGCUUGGAUAUCCUUUUCCCCUGCUCCGGUUGAUUCCUCUCUGCUCUCUCUCCCUUCCCUCUCCGACGACAGCAGCCACGGUGGAGAAGUUUCUUUGUUUCUUUGUAGGAGAAUCCUUUAGCGAUCGCGCGAUCUGAAAUCCAGAGCUGAUUCUCUCUUCUUGCUCUGUUUUUCUCCCCGAAUUCGUCUCUGUUUAGACGACGAAGAAGAUGAGCGUAGUGAGCUCUACAGUCCGCGGGAGGGGCGAAAGGCGGAGCGUGCUGGGGUCAUGGGUCGGGGAAGAGUCGGCGUCGAUGGCCGGCGACGUCGCCGGCGAAUCGGAGAAGAUUCACGUCGCCAUCAGGCUGAGGCCGCUAAACGACAAGGAGAAGGCGAAGAACGACGUCUCCGAUUGGGAAUGCAUCAGCUCCAACACCCUCAUCUUCAAAUCCUCCAUGCCCGAUCGCUCCAUGCUCCCUGCCGCCUUCACAUUCGAUAGAGUGUUCGGACCGGAUUCCGGCACGAAGCAGGUCUACGAGGAAGCGGCGAAGGAAGUCGCUCUCUCCGUCGUCACCGGCGUCAAUGCUAGCAUUUUCGCGUACGGCCAAACGAGCAGUGGGAAAACGUACACGAUGAGCGGAGUGACGAAGUACGCCUUGGCAGACAUUUUCGACUACAUCUACAAGAACCAAGAAAGAGAGUUUGUGUUGAAAUUCUCCGCCAUUGAGAUCUAUAACGAAGCUGUUAGAGACUUGCUUAGCUCCGAUCCCAGUCCGCUCAGACUCCUGGAUGAUCCAGAGAGAGGAACCGUGGUUGAUAAGCUGAUCGAGGAGCCGAUUGAAGACUGGAACCACCUGCAGGAACUCUUUUCCAUUUGUGAAGCUCAAAGGCACAUAGGAGAGACGGCUUUGAACGAGUUCAGCUCCAGAUCUCAUCAAAUCCUUCGGCUGACGGUGGAAAGCUGUGCUCGUGACAACUUGGGUGCAGAGAAUUUGAGUACUCUUACUGCUUCUCUGAAUUUCAUUGAUUUGGCUGGGAGUGAGCGAGCUUCUCAAACAUGGUCGACUGGUACAAGGCUGAAAGAAGGUUCGCAUAUUAACCGCAGCUUGCUCACCUUGGGAACCGUAAUCCGCAAACUAAGCAAGGGGAGAAACGGGCAUAUACCCUACAGAGAAUCCAAGCUGACGAGAAUACUGCAGAAUAGCUUGGGAGGCAAUGCGAAGACUGCCAUAAUCUGCACCAUGAGCCCAGCGCGCUGCCACGCCGAGCAAUCAAGAAACACGCUCGGGUUUGCCAGCUGCGCCAAGGAAGUGUCGACUAGCGCGCAGGUCAAUGUGGUAAUGACCGACAAGGCCCUGGUGAAGCAGCUGCAGAGGGAGAUCUCCAGGUUGGAGGGCCAGCUCGAGCGCCAGGCCAAGAGCAGCUUCGGAGGAACGGUGUCCAAAACCAACGAUACUGCUGCUUUGCUGAGGGAGAAAGACCUUUUGAUUGAGCAGGUUUAUUAUUCUUGAUCAUCCUUGCCCCUGCUGAUGCCAUGGUAGUCAAUACCACCAUAGAAAUUGGACUACCUUGCUUCCUUCGAUGUCUAGUAAUGUCGGUCACCUUUUGCAGAUGGAGAAAGAGAUCAAGGAGCUGACCUGGCAGCGUGAUCUCGCACAAUCCCACAUCGAUAGCUUGCUGAAAUCGGUCGGGGAAGACCGACUCUUCAGAGUGGAAGAGAAUUCAGUAUCGGAGGCUGAUGCAGGUCUAGUAAGAAGCAACACCGAAAGGGAGUACGAUCAGUUCAGCAUGCCUAGUCCUGUUCCCAAUAGGCAAUUACUUGAGACACAAGCAAGCCUGGAAGCCUACUCUCUGCAGGAGGAGAUCCCUCAACGCAACACCAGUGAGUCAGAGAACAUAUGCAGGGAUGUCCCUUGUGCCGAAAUGGGAGAAACCCCAUCGACAAAAAUGGCUACUACUGCAGAUGAAACUGCUGAGGUGGCAUUGACGACCAUCGAGGAAACCAAGGAACUCUGUGACGUGGGUUCCUAUGACAUACACGAGAUUCUGAAGCGGAGGGUUCAGGAAUUGCAGAAGACGAUUGAGAGUUUGAACCAGUCUUCACCUUUUAGCUCAGGGAAAGGUGUGUCAUUGACUAGAAGUAAGAGCAAGAAAGUCGUGGUGGUGACUAUUCCCUCAGCGCUUUGGUCCAAGAAAGAAGAGGACGAAGAAGACAGUGAAGAGGACGGCUGCAAUGCUAGAGACUCUAGUGCGACCGACGAGGAGAUUCCUGAGAGACGAGGAAAUUCUAAGGAGGAGGACAACAAGGGUCUCAAGAUGGAGCACGAGUCAGGAAUGAAAGACUCCGACUAUCCCGAAAGCUGUGUUGUUGGCACCAAAGAGGACGAGAUCAUUAAAGAGAUUGAUGUUCAUUUCGAUGAUACAACGAGUGUGCUGGAUUCAGUUGCAGGAUGGAAGAAGGGCAAGAAGAUGAUGAAGCACCAAAAGCAGCCAACCAGGGAACUUGGUGUCAUUUCGGUUGUGGAGCCAUCGAGAAGAAUUCCAGAAGCGAUGCCGACAACACGGGCAAGAGACCUCGUCUCGGAGACAAACAGGAGUUCGAACCAGAGCCCUGCUAACUGGUCACAGAAGUUUGAGAGGUACCGCAGGAAGAUCAUCGAGCUUUGGGCGAAAUGCAACAUACCAUUGGUCCACAGGAGUUACUUUUUCCUGCUCUUCAAAGGAGAUCCUUCGGACAACGUUUACUUGGAAGUUGAGCUCAGGAGACUCUACUUCAUCAAGGACACAGCUGCUCGUGGAAACAAUCCGGUUGUGGAUACUCAGAUUGCCACCUACACCUCUAGUCCGAAGCUUCUCAACCGAGAGAGGAUGAUGUUGGCCAAGCAACUGCAGAAGAAGUUGAGCAGAAAGGAAAGGGAAGAGAUUUACCUGAAAUGGAACAUAGAACUCGACACGAAGCAGAGAGCAUUGCAGCUGGCCGGAAAGUUGUGGACAGACUUGAGAAACAUGAGACACGUUAGGGAAAGUUCGAUCCUUGUGGUGAAGCUGAUCGGGUUCGUGGAGCCACAAUAUGCGCCCAAGGAGCUAUUCGGGCUCAACUUCUUAAACCCGUCAGCUAACCAGAAGGGCAGCUGGAGAGACAACAUGUCUGCCCUUCUAUGAGAGGCUCAUACCAUCUCUAUGCAAUUUGCUAAAAAAGAUUAGAUGCCUUUUGUAUACACAGUUACACAACUAAAAUUUUUUGGGACAGUUUGGGGAAGUAUCAGUCUUUCCUUGUAAAUGAAAGAGAAAAGACGUCUAAGCCGAGAGUGUAGUAAAAAAAGGUAAAUUUUUUUGACUCACUUCCACUGUUUAUUCACGCUUUUUCUUGGUACGUGGUAAAAGAAAGGGUAAUGGGCAAGGAACCAGCACUAAAUCACUUUGAAUCACAAAAGAGAAACUGGCAUUAUCAACCAAAGAGAGAAAACCUCUCGUGAAAACAACAUAAUUCUAACUAAACUGGAUGCAGGCUGCAAAACAUCCGCAGAGGACAUUUCUUCGUUUGAAUAAAGUUCACGAUGGCUCGACUAUAUUAUUGAAGACUAUAUAUAGACAAAGGUGCAGAGUUACUUACACUACUAGAUCAACACAUUGAUUUUCCUUACAUCAAUAAUGCUCCUUCAGUGAUUCUCCAUCCUGAAUCAGAAAGAGAGAUCUCGUAUCUAGUUGCGUAGGUCGUAGUGUUUGGGCCGCUCGUAGGGUGAACAGCAUCGGUUAAGGUGAUCGAUUCAUUUAUUGUUGCUUCCACCACAGCAUGUUUUUCAUCUGAGGACAUGGUUACACUGUUGAUGGUCAAGUCCAAUAGCGUGCAGUCGUAUACCCAGCCAAGCUUUGCAAUUUCGGCGGCUCGGUCUGUCCAAAGCUUCAACAUUCGACCAUCCAAUACCUCUGUCAAUUUUCCCAGACAAUGAUCAGUUCCAAAAGCAUGAGCCUUGACAUUCUGCCAUUUUCGGACUAUGCCUUCUGCUAAGCUUGCAUGCUGUCUUGACAAUGCUUCAGUGACGUUGUCUCCUUCAGCAGUGACAUCAGAAGAAGCCGUUGCUUGGUCAAUCUCUCCUUGGCCAAAAGACCGACCUCUUGGAGGCAUACCCUUUAAUCCUACUAAAGUCAACAGUCCAAUUGCAACUCCAGCGCACAAGACCUUCACACUAGCAUCCUUCAGCUUUUCACCAACAGAUUCUGCCACUACAGUGCCAUUGUUAUUAUUAUCAAUCUUUUCCUGGAACUCAUCACUGUCUUGGCUGCCCAAAGGAAAAACCUUCUGCAAUGCCUCAGCACCUAUCCUUACUAUAGCAGCAGCAGCAGCGAGGGGAGAUCGACCAGCACCCUCCCGGCUUUCUAAGUAGGUCAAGACAGUAGGAUCAUCAUAGUAGUCUCCAAGCCUGAACUCUACAUCUUUGGUAUCUCUAAACUUGGGAAAAACCACAUCUGUUAACCAGGUCUCCAACAGCUUACAAAGCCCACGAAGAUAGUCUUCAUCAUCAGGAUUCGAAUUCUCCAGCACAAACUCCACAACUGCUGGGUUUCUAUAACGUGAGUCAACCUGAUCUAGCCCUAACCAUGCAUGACAAUCAUCCAGCUCACCCAAAAGCAGAGAACACAGAGCUCUUCCUAGUGAAAACUCAAUCUCGCGGUUGUUUUUCAGACUGUUUGCAUUCUUUGUCUGUUGGAGUUGCUCAAAUAGAUUGUCAGCAUAUGGUAUAUGCUGAGGCUUUUUACCCAUGAAAGCUUGGGCAAC